AUGGAAGAGUUUUUGUUAAAUUUUCAUAGACAAGAUAUUGAAACUAUAUUGGAACAUGAUGAUGACACCAAAUACUUUUCACUGCACGUAAAGUACUGUGAUAAGAAUGACCCAAGCAAGGAUGAGCAAAUGGGUCAUCAAGGUGUCGGUUCAUUACCUGCAACAAUAUGGAUCAGUUUAGGAGAAGAUUUAGUCGAUACUUGUCAAACUGGAGAUGACAUAAUUGUGUGUGGCAUUGUGCAAAGACGUUGGAAAUACAUCACUGUGAACAGACAUUUAGAUGUGUCGCUGUCUAUAAGAGCAAAUUCUGUCACAGUUGUUACUAAACAGGAUAAUGAUGUGGAAACAGAAACAGCCACAGACAGUUGGAUUAAGAAAUUUUGGUUUGAUCACCGGGAGAAUGUCGUUCUUACAAUAAUAGGAGGCACAUCAAAUUCAAAUAACUCGAAGCAGCUCAACACAAAAUAUACUACGAAUGAAGAUGAACCGGUAAGGUGCUCCCAAUUUUUGUCUACACAAAGAACUCCGUCGCAGGAAGACAAAGGUAGUGAUGUUUCGGUACGUGGGCAGUCACAUUUGUUACUCGUUGGAGAUCCGGGGACUGGAAAGUCUGAAUUGUUGAAGUUUGCACAGAAAUUAGUGGCGAGAUCUGUGCUAACAACAGGAAUUGGUUCAAUCUGCUGGUUUAACUGUAGCUGCUGUAUGGGUAGGGAGUCCAGCGAAUGGACCCUCGAAGCAGGUGCCCUAGUACUCUGUGAUGGUGGAGUAUGCUUCAUGGACGAAUUCACCUCGAUGAAGGAGCAAGACAGAGCUUCCAUACAUGAAGCAAUGGAGCAGCAGACAAUCAGUGUCGCCAAAGCUGGUAUGGUGUGCAAAUUGAGCACUAGGUGUUCAGUUAUAGCUGCAGCUAAUCCGAGGAAAAGAUACAAUCAGAUUGAUAGCAUUAGUGCCAAUAUCGUAAUAGCACCACCUUUACUUAGCAGAUUUGAUUUAAUUUUUAUCCUAAAAGAUCUGCAUGACGCAAAGUGGGAUAGUCUAGUGGCCGAUCAUAUUCUUUUUGGAGAGAAAAGUGAUUUUGAGACUUCGGUGAUUGACAGUGAAAAAUGGACAGUCAAAAUGUUUAAAUCGUACUUUGAGUUCAUAAAAAAUAUAAAUCCUGUGAUGACUGAAGAAGCCGAAUUGAUUUUGUCAGCUUAUUAUCAAUACAAGAGGAUGAGCCAGUAUCGGGAUGCAUCCAGGACUACGGUGAGAUUGCUGGAUAGUCUUAUAAGGUUAUCGCAAGCCCACGCUCGUCUCAUGUUCAAGAAACACGUUGAGGCAGUCGAUGCAGUCACCACAAUCAUCCUGAUGGAAUACUCUAUGCAAUCGGAUAACUCGAGUGGACAUAUUUCCAUGGUCGACUUGCAGGAUCCCAUUAAAGCCAAAAAAAUCGAAGACUACGAGAGGCUGCAUCGACAGAUUUUGGGCAAACUCGAUUUGGAGGAUUUGGUAAAAGAUCAACGGGAGGAUGAAUCUUGUGGUAGUAAUAAUAUAUUGUCUUCACAAACACUUUGCAAAUCCAGGUUUGAAUCUAAGGAUGAGGAGGAUAUGGUUGGGCUAAGCAACAAACCUAAUUUUAUAAAAGAACUUUUGUAUUGUAGCCAGACAAGUUUUAAUAAAAACAGUAAUAGUAGUAUGGUAAACAAUUUACAAGGUUCUACACAUUCUUCUGGAGAAUCUGCUAAUAAAUCUAAAGAUAAUUGUAGAAUUACUAAAAGUCUAAAUGAUAAGCCUGAUUUUAUAAAAAAACUUCUCAAUCGUAGCCAGACAAGUCUUGAUAAAAACAGUAAUAGUAGUAUGGUCAAACAUUUAGAUGGUUCUACACAAUCUUCUGGUGAAUCUAUCAAUAAAUCUAAAUGUAAUGAUGGAAUAACCAAAAGUUUAAACGAUAAGCCUAAUUAUAUAAAAGAACUCUUCAAUCGUAGCCAGACGAGUUUUGGUAAAACCAGUUAUAGUUCUAUGGUCAAACAUUUAAAUGUUUCUACACAAUCUUCUGGUGAAUCUGCUAAUAAAUCUAAGGAUAAUGAUGGAGUUACCAAAAGUUUAAAUAAAAAGCCUAAUUUUAUACAAGAACUUUUCAAUCGUAGCCAGACAAGUCUUGAUAAAAACAGUGAUAGUGGUAUGGUAAACAAUUUACAAGGUUCUACACAAUCUUCUGGUGAAUCUAUCACAAUGGAUGAUCCUGGAGCCGAUAAAGAGGAUUUGGUUAAACAUAUUUUUCUAAACAAGACGACAAAUUUUAUUGAAGACCAGGAUAAAUCUAAAAUCAAUGCCUUAAGCAGUACUGUUUCAGCCCAAAUUUUAAGAAAUAAAUGUGAAGCUACCAAAGAAAUUACUGAAGAUAUUUUUGACAGUAAGAGUCUUAGUAUUACAAAACAAACCCCGAAUAAAACUCCUGAGGAUUCCAAUGCAUUGAAAAGUAAUAAUGAUUCAAUUGUAACUUCAUCUUCAGAUGAUUUGUUAAACAAAUGUAAACCUAAUAACAACUCCAAUAAUUUUUUGGCAAAACUAUGCAAAGUUACUGAAGAUAGAUUUGACAGUAAGAGUCUUAGUCUUAUAAAAGAAACCCCGAAUAAAAGUUUGGAGGAUUCCAAUUCAUCGAAAAAUAGAAGUGAUUCCAUUUUAACUUCAAAUGAUUUGUUAAAUAAAUCUAACAACAAUUUCGAUGAUUUGUUGGCAAAACUGCGCAAGAAUUUCUCCAAAAGUCCAAAAAAAUCCAAUGACAAUACAAAAUCUGGCAACAAACCACCAGUCGACAAUGGUUUAACAGAGUUUGCAUUCGAUGGUAGUAUCAAUAUUGAUAUAUUUGAUGAUGAUGAUGAUUCUGGUGGCUUUUUGAACAAAUUUAAUAAUAUCAAAAAGGUGGGAAGUGACAAUAUUGCUAAAGGUACUAAAAAUACUGCUCUUGAAAAUACAAAUUUGGAUGUUAAAUUAACAAAUUCAGAAAAUAUCCAGAAGAAGAAUGCUGAAGACUUUGAUGUACCAGGUUCUGCAAAAAAAUUGAAGAUGGAUUUUGAUCAAAUUGGUGACGUAAACACCAAUUUAAUUGAUUCUUCGAAAAAUAAUAAAUCCAAAAAUACUGUGAAAAAAUGUUCCAGCAAAUUAUUGUCUACCAACCAGCCUGAAUUUGAAACCAGCCUGAAAAUGGACAACUUAGUACCAGAUAACAGCAAUAAAGCCAAAGCCCAGACAGAUAACAAAUCCAAAAAUACUGUGAAACCAUGUUCCAACAAAUUAUCACCAACCAACCAGCCUGGAAAUAAUUUGGAUUUGGAUAUCUUGCAACCAGAAAUCAGCAAAAAAUCUAAAGCCAAGGCAAAUCGAAGUUUUACUAACUUUAUAGAUAACUCGACUUCUAAAAAGGUGGGAAAUGACAAUAUUGUUAAAAGUACUGUUGGAAAUAAAAAAUGGAUGCUAAAUUGA
Molecule: messenger RNA, 3462 nt
Organism: Ctenocephalides felis (cat flea)
Lineage: Eukaryota; Metazoa; Arthropoda; Insecta; Siphonaptera; Pulicidae
Product: DNA helicase MCM9-like
Exons: 11
Coding region: 1-3462 (1153 amino acids)
Biological process (GO): double-strand break repair via homologous recombination
Cellular component (GO): MCM complex; nucleus
Molecular function (GO): ATP binding; single-stranded DNA binding; ATP hydrolysis activity
Source: RefSeq, a predicted model, not a curated record